Rhododendron vialii is the source of this 2232-nucleotide messenger RNA. Its product is annotated as protein NETWORKED 4B. Gene Ontology annotation, cellular component: vacuolar membrane. Lineage: Eukaryota; Viridiplantae; Streptophyta; Magnoliopsida; Ericales; Ericaceae. Bases 210 to 2003 code for a protein of 597 amino acids. The transcript is spliced from 3 exons. Gene Ontology annotation, molecular function: actin binding. The record is from RefSeq and is a predicted model, not a curated record.
GUGCAUUUUUGUCCUCAUCUUUUAAUCCAAUUCAAAUUCGCCUGCUCAGUUUCAAAUGAAUUCCAUUCAAAAGCACCUCCCCCUUCUUCCUUUCGCUUUCUACGCCUCAGAUCUCUGCUAGUAUUUAGUUGACUCUCAAGUCUCAGCACUGCGGCCACCUUCCAUCGCUCAACUUCGAUCCAAAAGUUAAGGUCAGUUAGAUUGCAAAUAUGAACGGAACAGAGUCAGAGAAGCCACAUUCAUCAUUGUCAUGGCUCAGUCACUUUAGUCCUGAAAAUUCUGAAUGGCUUGCAGAAAAUCUCUUGGAGGUGGACAAGAGUGUCGAAGCAAUGCUAAAGCUGAUUGAAGAAGAUGGAGAUUCUUUUGGAAUUAAGGCUGCAGCAGAUUAUGAGAGGAAGCCGGACUUGAUUGCUAAUGCCGAGGGAUUGUGCCGCAGGUAUAAACUACUUGCUGAGCGCUAUGAUCAUCUGACUGGAGAAUUACGCAAGUACUUGCCAUCAUUCCUCCAAAUGCAGAACUCUGUCAUUUCUCACUCUGGCUCUGGCCAAGGCUCCCCAUUGGCAACUCCUGAUUUUAUGUCCACCCGUACCAGAUUUGGACAACAAUCUGUCAGCUUUGAUUUAUUUCUAAGUUCUGGUGGUAGCUCUGACCUCUCUGUCAAGGAAGGCUUUGAAUCAUCAUCCAUAGAGUCAGAUUCGGAGUUGGAAUUGUUUGAUUCCACCAUCAACAAGCAUUCAAACCCUCAUGUGACCAGUGAUGUCGAAGGGCUAUCAGGCACUGAAGAGAAGGUCAAAGUGACCAGGAAAAGGAUUCCAAAUUUUGAGGUGGAGAUACAAGAAAAUGAGGAUUAUGAGGCUUUGCUAAAAAGAAUUUCCAAGUAUGACGAAGAGUUGAAGGAGACACAUAAAAAGCUUCAACUCUCUGAAGAAGUGGUUGUGAGGCUGACGGGUGAGUUCAACAAGAAGGAAGCUUUUACGGUGCUUAUUGGUGAUUUACAGGCUCAACUGGAUUCAGCUCAUGGAGAAAUUAAGGUGAGAGAGGCAGACCUUGAAAUGGAGAAAAGAAGGGGGUUAGAGCUUCAAAUGGAAAUUGGGAAUUUGGUUGAAGAGCUAGAAAUAGCUAGAGAAAAGCUCAAGGUUUCAGAGGAUGAGAGCAAUGAAAUUUCUCAAGGUAAAUGUCAAUUGCAAGGUCAGCUUGAAUUAGCUCAGAAAUUUGUAGCCACACUUGAAUCCAAGCUUGAAUCAGAGAAAAUGCAAGUUUUGGAGCUUCAGGAGAAAAUUGUAAAGCACAUAGCUGAUGUAUCUAAGCAUGAUCAGGAAAUCAAGGAGUUGAAUUCUGCAUUAAGCAAUGCCCAAAAAACCUUCACUUUGGAUGAAAUGAAGCUCCAAUCUGAUAUUUCGGCUCUAUCAGAAGAACUUGCUCUUUCGGAGGCAAGAGCUGUGGAGUCACAACUGCGAAGAAAAUUAUUGGAAAUCGAGAUCGGCAAAAGUGAAGUUGCAAGAAAAGAAAUGGUAUGUUUGCACGAAGCCCAACAAAAUGGUUUGUGCAAUGAAAUUGAACAGUUGAAGGCAAAUAUUGCUGAGAGGGGCGAAACGGUGGAAGCUUUGAAUAAAAAGCUUGACGUGCUAAAACUGAAAUAUGACAUGCUUGUGGCAGAGAAAGACGGGCUCGAUGCUAAGGUGCAAAUGCUCAUUGCAGAAAUGGAUUCCAGAGACAAACAGAUCAAACGGCUGGAGGAGGAUACACGUCAGAUGCAUAUAGAGUGUGUGGAACUGACCAUUGGAUCCGAAAGUGCUCAGGAGUUGGUUGAUGAACUGAGAGUGAGAGUGGGAGAGCUAGAAAAGGAGGUGGACAGGCAGAGAAUUGUGAUAUCAGAUAGAGCCGAGGAGAAAAGAGAGGCUAUACGGCAGCUAUGUUUCUCGUUGGAGCAUUACAGGAGUGGGUAUCAAGAACUUCGACAGGCAUUUGUUGGGCACAAGAGCCGUGCUGUUUUGGCUUCCUAAGCUGAGUAAGUCCUAUUGAUACUCUCAAAAGUUCCUAUGCAUUUUGUGUAUCUCUGUAUGGUUGUAGUCACAUAGAUCUGCUCUAUGUUGGACCUGAUGUGUUUCUUUUGAGACAUUUGAUAAGUUGGUGUUGUAUAAGACUUUAAUCAAUCUGGAUGCUGCUGUGAGCACUAGAUCUUGUGUUUUCAUGUGACAUAUCAGUAAAGCUAGCUACCAACCUAUCACUCAA